UUUUCCUUUUAUCUUUCAGUGUGUAUUGGGACGAACGGUCGCUUGUCGGUGCCAUCGAACAAGCUGCAUCAUUACAGGAACCUGAAGGAGCGGUUCUCAAACUGCACCUACGUCGAUGGAAACCUGGAAUUGACUUGGCUACAGGAAGAGAUGGACCUAAGUUUCCUGCAGUACAUCAGGGAGGUGACCGGUUACGUGCUUAUAUCCCACGUUAAUAUCCACAACGUGGUCCUACCGAGAUUGCAAAUUAUUCGAGGACGAACGCAAAUGAAACCGCAAAGUAUGGAGCAGGAAUUUUCUUUGCUCGUGACGCACUCUUCAAUGUUUACGUUGGAAUUGCCGGCUUUGCGGGAUAUUUUAAAUGGUGGUGUUGGAUUUUUCAACAAUUAUAAUUUGUGUCACAUUAAAACCAUCGAAUGGGAUGAAAUUAUGUCGCAGUUUAGCCCAAAAAAUAAUUCAUUUGUGUACAGCUAUAAUUUUUCUUCGCCUGAACGUACUUGCCCAGCUUGCCAUUCACGUUGUGAAAGAGGUUGUUGGGGAGAAGGAGAACACAACUGCCAGAAAUUCUCUAAAUUAAACUGCAGCCCUCAAUGUGCGGGAGGAAGAUGUUUUGGAACGAACCCCCGCGAUUGUUGCCACCUAUUCUGUGCUGGAGGUUGUAAUGGGCCAGAUAGAGGGGAUUGCAUAGCAUGCAAAGUUUUCUAUGAUGAUGGUAUUUGCACUGAAGAUUGCCCACCAAUGCAAAUUUAUGAUCCAGAAACAUAUUCUUGGAAACCCAACAAAAACGGAAAAUACGCCUAUGGGGCUACUUGUGUUAAAAAUUGUCCUGAGCACCUUUUAAAAGAUAACGGUGCUUGUGUUAGAGCUUGCCCAGAGAAUAAAAAGGCUGUUAAUGGAUCAUGCGUAGCUUGCGAGGGAUCUUGUCCAAAAACGUGCAAAGGAGAUGUUUUGGUUGAUAGUGGAAACAUUGAUUCGUUUCGUGGAUGCACCAUCGUUGAAGGAUAUUUGAAUAUCUUAGAAAACAGUUUUCUGGGGUACCAAAAAAUAUUUUCAAAUUUCAGUUUCGGCGAUCGAUUAACCCCUAUGCACCCAGAUAAAUUAGAAGCAUUCAAUUCCCUCAAAGAAAUCACAGGGUACUUGAACAUUCAAGGCGCUCACGUAGACUUUAAGAAUCUCUCCUAUUUUAAAAAUCUCGAAAUCAUCCAUGGAAGGCAAACGACCGAUUAUUAUUUUAGUUCUUUUUACGUCGUAAAAACCUCUUUGGAAUCGCUAGAACUCCGAUCGUUGAAGCAAAUCAAAGCUGGAAAUAUCGCAAUAUUGGAAAAUAAAAAUUUAUGUUACGUCGAUUCGAUAAAUUGGUUAAAAUUAUUAACUCGAAGCGAUAGAAAGGAGAAACUCAUGGUGUAUCAAAAUAAUCAAAAUUGCUCAGCAGAAGGAUUAGUUUGUGAUGUGGAAUGCACUACGGAUGGUUGUUGGGGUUAUGGUCCAGAUCAAUGUUUAUCAUGUAAACAUGUUAAAUUUGAAAAUACGUGUCUUCAUAAUUGUACAGUUUUACCAAGAUUAUAUCAAAACGAAAAGAACGAAUGUAAACGCUGCCACGACGAAUGUUUCUCAUCUUGCCACGGUCCCGGAGCAUCAAAUUGUUCAGCUUGCAAAAAUUUCAAAGACGGCAAAAUCUGCGUUCCAAAAUGUGCCAAAGGGAUGUACGGCGAAAACGGAAUCUGCAAACAAUGCCACGACACCUGUAUUGAUGGUUGUACCGGUCCUCUCAAUAUCGUCGGUUCCGGAGGUUGCAAUAAAUGUUACAAAGGAAUCGUGAAUCACACCGUCAUCGAAUGCAUCAAAAAGAACGACGAAUGUCCGUCCGGUUAUUACUUAGAACUCUCAGAUCCCCGUGAUACCCCCGAAAAGAAAACGCAAAUUGGAAAUUGUAGGAAGUGUCAUCCGAGGUGUAAGCAAUGUACUGGUUAUGGGUUUCAUAUUCCCGUUUGCCAACAGUGUAUGAACUAUAAAAAAGGUGAAACGUGCGAGGAUGAGUGCUUAAAAGAUCAUUAUCCCAAUGAAGAAACCCAUGAGUGUUUACCCUGUGAUGUGGAAUGUAAAGGAUGUACCGGACCUGGACCAACACAAUGUUUGGCAUGCCAAAAUUUAAAAGUUUACGAAAGUGCAGAACCAAGCAAUACCAGUACAUUCACCUGUAAGGCUUCUUGUCCAAAAGAAUUACCAUACCGAUUAUUUUCCGAAACUAACUCCGAUUCCUAUUGUUCUGACAAACCUAAAGUUAGUCCAUUAACCGCUAAUCCGGCACCUUCAGUUGUUGUGCUUUCUGCAACUGGUGGAAUAGCAAUAUUAAUUAUCAUCAUUGUAAUGUUCAUCGCUGUAUACAGAUGGAGACGCGUUAAAGAUAAAGAAAAUGCUUUAAAAAUGGUUCUUAACGGCUUAGAAGAUAACGAACCAUUACAUCCCUCCAGUGUUGGUCCAAAUCUUGCUAAAUUAAGGAUUAUUAAAGAGAUGGAAAUGAGAAAAGGAGGAAUUUUGGGUUACGGCGCCUUUGGUACUGUGUACAAAGGUGUUUGGGUUCCUGAAGGUGAAAAUAACAAAAUACCAGUUGCUAUUAAAGUUUUAAGAGAAGACGCUGGAAUUAAUACCAGUAAAGAAUUUUUAAGUGAAGCUUACAUAAUGGCCAGUGUUGAGCACCCAAAUUUAUUACAAUUAUUAGGUGUUUGCAUGACUAAUCAAAUGAUGUUGGUUACCCAAUUAAUGCCACUUGGAUGUCUCUUAGAUUUCGUGCGUAAAAAUCGUAACAGAAUUGGUUCAAAAACUUUACUAACUUGGUGUACUCAAAUCGCGCGAGGAAUGGCUUAUCUUGAAAAUAAACGUUUAGUACAUAGAGAUUUGGCAGCAAGAAACGUUUUGGUACAAACACCCGGUUGUGUAAAAAUUACCGAUUUUGGUUUAGCUAAACUCUUGGACAUCAACGAAGAAGAAUACAAAGCCGCCGGUGGAAAAAUGCCGAUUAAAUGGCUCGCCUUAGAAUGUAUUUUGCAUAGAAUUUUUACGCACAAAUCCGACGUUUGGGCUUUUGGAGUCACCAUUUGGGAAUUACUAACGUUUGGUGAAAGACCGUAUGAUAAUAUCGCUGCAAAAGAUGUUCCUGAACUCUUAGAAAACGGCGAGCGUCUUCCUCAACCGCAAAUGUGCAGCAUUGAGGUUUAUAUGUUGAUGGUGAAAUGUUGGGUUUUGGACGCUGAUAGUCGACCGAGUUUUGAAGAAUUAGCCGAUGACUUUGCGAAGAUGUCUAGGGAUCCUGGACGAUAUUUGGUUAUUCCUGGUGAUACACAUUUAAAAUUAAUUACUUCUUCCUCACAGAGUGAUACAGAUACAUUACGUCACCACACCGAUUUAUCCCAAAGUCAUUCAGGAGGUGAAGACCAACUUAGACCAAAAUCAAGAGCACCUCUUCCUUCCUUUAUUUCAAUGGGAUCAGAAAUGGGUAAUUCAAUAUCCCAUUACCCAACAUCAAUCACUUCCGAUGGUAGCUGCGCCCCACAAAACCAACACAAUUGGAAUCAAGAACGUUUGCGUAACGCCCAACGAUUAAAACCCAAAUCACUUCACAUUCUCAGCACUGACAGUUUGAGAUAUUGCAGUGAUUUUAACCCCUACAUCGGCGACGAAAUCGUCAGUUCCGAUGAAUACGAUUCCGGAAGAUCCCAAGCGCAAGUUGGAAAUUUAAAAUUGGAACUUCCAGUCGAUGAAGAUGAUUAUCUGAUGCCAUCACCCCAACAAACUCAAACUUCGACAUACGUAGAUCUAAUUGGUGAUUCGAAAAGUUGUGAUAGUUCUAAUUCAAAUCUUUACAAAGCGUACGCUGAAUUUGCAAAAACUAACAUCGAUAAUCCCGAGUAUUUGAUGAAUCCGGAAUCGAUUCCAACGCAAACUUUAGGUAUUCCAACAGUUUCUGGACGUUUAGAAGCGACGACUUCCGGUAUGGAAGGUGUCAGAACCUAUCAUCCUCAAAAAAGUAUAGAAGAGGAAUCCGAUCCUGAAUACUACAACGAUUUUGAUCGGUUACAAAGGGAAAAGCAGCCGUUGCAACAAAAGAAUGAAACAGCCGUGUGAAAGUUUGCGAAACAUUAUUUAUUUUACGUACUUAUAUUUAGAAAGACUCUGUAGACAUUAUUAUUACAUAAAUACCUGGUUUUUUUAGUAGUGUUAAACAAAAGGACCAAACGACAAAAAAAAAAUAUGAAACACACUACGACAAUACUAUAGUGCCAUUUUGCGAUUACGAAAAAUGGCUGAUGCUUACGUUAUGUCUAUAAAAAAAACUGCAAAUGAAUUAUAUCAAUGUAAAUAUUUUUUGUUUGUAAAACGUGUCUUGGGUAAGAAGGCUUUAUUAAGGAAGAACAAAGCGACUCGAAUCGAAUUCAAUUCCUAAUUAAUCAUCUCUUGCCCAAAUUGUCUGUGAUAUUUUUUACCUACUUGUUAAGAAUCUAUUUUGUAUAUAUACGAGAAAUUUAUCAAUUUGUAAGUUGUAAUUUGGAGUAUGUUAGCAUGUUUCUUUUUGUCUAAAAAUUGAAUUUUGCACAAACGUGCCAUUCUGAUGUAAAUAUAGUUUUAAAUAAAAGAUUUAUAUUA
Messenger RNA from Onthophagus taurus, 4641 nucleotides. The record is from RefSeq and is a predicted model, not a curated record. Lineage: Eukaryota; Metazoa; Arthropoda; Insecta; Coleoptera; Scarabaeidae.